CCGAUAUGAAGGUUUUAUUACUAACACUGGUAUGCGCGGCUGCGGCGGCUCAAGUGACGGCGGGGGCUGCGUCGACGGCGAUUGCUUGGCCUGGAGCCAUACCGGUGGCCAGCGCUUUCCAGAAGACCAUCGUCACACCGCAGACGAAGACCGUCGCUUAUGCUACCACGCAGUACAUUAAUGCGUUGCCGUUAUCGUACCAACUAGGAGUUCGGCCACAAUUGGCAUACCAGUUUCCUCAAUUGAGCCCCUUCGUCCAGCCUGCUUAUUAUCCAGUUGGAUCCGCCACAUACUUCCCUUCAAGUAGUAUCUACUACCCGUCAGUGGCUCCGGUUGCUUCGUAUCCCAUCGCUCCGAUUGGUCCAAUCGCUCCGGCUGCACCUGAGCAACCAUCCGGAAACCCACCAUCGACACCAGAACAAUCGCAAGGCGAUGCCGACACUUCUGUAGUAGAUUCCGCGGAGUUCCCAACACAACAGCAAGACCAAUCCAGUCAAUUACAGUCCACCCCUUCAUAUUCUGACUUCCCACAAACUCCUCAAGAUUCUGAGCCCUCUUUCCCUCAGAACCCAGAAUCAUCAUUCCCACAGACCCCAGAAUCAUCUUUCCCACAAAAUUCCGAGCCAUCGUUCCCCCAGAACCCAGAGCAGCCUUCAAAUCCCCAGAACUCACAGGAAUCUUCUACUCCCCAGACACCCCAGAACGAUCAACCAAGCUUCCCUCAAGCCCCUGAGGGCAGUCCUUCAUUCCCGCAAUUCCCACCUGGAUCGCAAUUGCCGUCUUUCCCACAAUUCCCUCAGGAUUCUGGAUUGCCAUCGUUUCCGCAAUUUCCUCAACAAGGUUCAGGGGGUUCACCUUCGUUCCCGCAAUUCCCUCAAAUCCCGCAAUUCCCGCAAGGAUCAGGAGGUUCACCUUCCUUCCCCCAGUUCCCCCAACUGCCGCAAUUCCCGCAGUUGCCCUCGAAUCCGUCAUUCCCUCAGCCUUCACCGAGCCCUCCCUCUUCCUUCCCAUCAGGCGACAACGGUGACAAAGGUCUGAAUGAUGAGGACACGGUAUCCAUAGAAUCCGCCUAAGG
This is a messenger RNA of Pectinophora gossypiella (pink bollworm), 1075 nucleotides long. RefSeq lists its product as uncharacterized. Bases 6 to 1073 code for a protein of 355 amino acids. The record is from RefSeq and is a predicted model, not a curated record. Lineage: Eukaryota; Metazoa; Arthropoda; Insecta; Lepidoptera; Gelechiidae. The transcript has 3 exons.